Solanum tuberosum (potato) is the source of this 2129-nucleotide messenger RNA. Its product is annotated as geranylgeranyl pyrophosphate synthase 7, chloroplastic-like. The coding region runs from base 516 to 1634 and encodes 372 amino acids. The transcript has a single exon. The record is from RefSeq and is a predicted model, not a curated record. Gene Ontology annotation, biological process: isoprenoid biosynthetic process. Gene Ontology annotation, molecular function: geranylgeranyl diphosphate synthase activity. Lineage: Eukaryota; Viridiplantae; Streptophyta; Magnoliopsida; Solanales; Solanaceae.
AAUGAAUAGAGUUCAUGGCAACAAAAGAAAAAUCUUACCAUUUUCAUCAUAUCUUUGGCAAUGAAGAAUCUUUACUGACGAGAAGAGAAAGGGGAAAUGCCUUCAGUUUCAUAAAAUAUUCCUGCAUUUUUGUCAUAUAUAAUUAAUGAGUAUAGCUUUGGUUGGUGCUAUGUCAACUUCCCCUCCUUCAUUCAAACUUGGAGCUUUUAUAAAUUAUUGAAUGUGCCAAAUAAUUUUGACUUGCUUUCCAACUGGAUCUGCCUUUUAAAUGUAGGAGUAAUAAUUUUCUUCGUGGCUUUCACUUUGGAAAUCAAUUUUUUCUUAAAGUCAUGUGAGUGAGACCAUUAUGUGGGUAAAAUCUUCCACUCAUCCUCUAUAGGUAUGAGCAAAAUACCAAAGAGCCAACUCAUGAGUUAUAGCAAGGUCCCAUAAAGUUUUUGGCUUGAGGAUUCCAGUCUGGAUAGUAAUUCACCAGAUCAGAGAAAAAGAUUGGCAGACUUCUCAAGUUAAGAGUCAUGUCUAUGCUAAAAAGAGUAAUCCACAAUCUUGCAAAACUUAGUACAAGAGGUACUCCAAAAAGAUCCAGAUCUGCAGGAACAAAGUUGCUUCUUUCCUCAGAGGAAACAACAGAAGUUAUAUUCCUCCCAAAAGCAAGAUCCUUUUGUAAUAGCACAGAUCUUUCCAAGAAUGAAUCUGAAGUUAUCAAACAUGAAAACAUAUGUAGAGAAUCUGGAAAGACAACAAGUGUCUUUGAUUUCAAAAGUUACAUGGUUCAAAAGAUCAAAUCUGUCAAUCAAGCCUUAGAUGCUGCUGUUCCAAUCAGAGAGCCUAUCAAGUUCCAUGAAGCAAUGAGAUACUCACUCCUUUCUGAAGGCAAGCGGGUUUGCCCUGUACUCUGCAUAGCCGCCUGUGAGCUUGUUGCUGGCCAAGAAUCAACGGUGAUGCCUGCUGCUUGCGGAAUGGAGAUGAUAAUCUCUAUGUGUCUGAUGCACGACGACCUUCCCUGCAUGGACAAUGGUGAUCUCCGUCGAGGAAAGCUGUCAAAUCACAAGGUUUUUGGUGAAAAUGUCACUGUUCUAGCUGGUUAUUCACUUGUUGCCUUAGCAUUUGAGCAUAUGGCAACAACCACUAAAGGGGUGCACCCAAAAACAAUGGUUCGUGCUGUUGGAGAACUAGCAAGAUUGAUAGGACCAGAGGGGGCAGUGGCUGGCCAGGUGCUUGACUUGCUGUGUGGAGAUAAUUCUGAUACUGGAUUAGAAGAGCUCAAGUAUAUUCAUAGUCACAAGACAGCGGAUUUUACAGAGGCCGCGGCCAUUGUAGGAGCAUUGGUUGGUGGUGCGUCUGAGGAGGAGAUUAAUAGAGUUAGGAAAUUCUCGCAGUGUUUUGGACUGAUGUAUCAGGUUGUGGAUGAUAUUCUUGAUGUUACUAAAUCCUCUGAGCAAUUAGGAAAGACAGCGGGGAAGGAUUUGUUGGCUAACAAAUUGACGUACCCAAAGAUGAUUGGCAUUGACAAGUCCAAAGAAUAUGCUCAAAAACUUAGCAAGGAGGCCAAGGAGCAGCUUGUUGGUUUUGAUCCAGAGAAGGCAGCUCCACUACUUGCUAUGACAGAUUUCGUUCUUCAUCGGCAAAAAUGAUCUUGUUAAGAUGAUUAUUUAUCUUUAAUUGUACACAUUUUAUUUUUCAUGGUAGGGAUUAGAGCUCUUUCAAUUCUUUUAUCUCUAAAUAUGAAUGUUGCUUAAUUGUUCAUGUGAAUAUUUUUGUCCAAAAGGACAAUGUACGCCGUUGCCAGGGAUCGAACCCGGGUCACCCGCGGGAAUACUUACCACUAUACUACAACGACUGCUUGUUGAUUCACUAGGGAAUGGAAGCUUCAAGGAGAUUCAACAGAUGAAAUUUGUGAUUCUGAAUCAAAGAUAAAAGAUAUUUAUUUUGUCAUUUCCUUGGUCAAAUUUCACAUUUCUCCCAACAUCUUAUUCUCUGUUUAUAUAAAUCUUUUGAAGUUGCUAGAAAUAGUCCAAGUUUUUCUCUUUUUGUUGUUUAUUGGCUUGUUUUAGUUUAGCAUGUUUUUUCUGCAUACAAAUCGAAGUAAUGAAUAUUGUGCGUUUGUAGUGGUUUUGUGAUUUGUCAUA